Messenger RNA from Rhodofomes roseus, 1090 nucleotides. RefSeq names its product ribosome biogenesis protein SLX9-domain-containing protein. Bases 225 to 857 code for a protein of 210 amino acids. Lineage: Eukaryota; Fungi; Basidiomycota; Agaricomycetes; Polyporales; Fomitopsidaceae. The record is from RefSeq and is a predicted model, not a curated record. Gene Ontology annotation, biological process: maturation of SSU-rRNA from tricistronic rRNA transcript (SSU-rRNA, 5.8S rRNA, LSU-rRNA). The transcript is spliced from 5 exons. Gene Ontology annotation, cellular component: preribosome, small subunit precursor; 90S preribosome; nucleolus.
UCGCUCGUCUUCACGCACUUCACGCAGGAUGCAAUGUAGCUAGGAUCUCGCUUCUGAUUGGCUGGCGCAGCGGGGCAGGUGCUGGUAGACGCCAAGCAGCUCGGAGCGGAACGUCGAACACUCGAUUUUGUACUCAACGUCCACGAUUGUUCUACAGCACACUUGCAAUAGUUGUGUGGGUCUGCAAUCAAACAGAACCAUUCUCACAAGAACACGUCUGAGAAAUGCCUAAGGCCAAACGUUCACGCCAUCAAGGGCAUGAGCAACCCGUCCGACCCACGAAGCGACGUUUUUCGGUGCAAGACAAUGCAACGGAGCACGUCGACAUAGGUUCUCAGGCGGAGGCAUCCGGGACGGAGAUCAUCCAGUCCUUGACGGAACAAGAAGAACCAUCUAUCGCGCUGAAGAAGAAAGAAAAGCAGGCUCUGAAGCACGAAAUCUUCCUCAAACGUCUGGAGGCGUCCCGUUCGCCGUAUUCCAAGUCCCAUGAGCGACGUCUAAAGCGGAAGGCAAAAGAGCAAGUCGCUGGCGGCCUUGGCGAGAUGCAGGCUGCAAUAGCAGCCCUGGACGAUGAGCUGCCGCCAGCUGUGGUCCAGUCCACCACCGUGCAGGACGACGAGGAACAGCCGUCCAAAGCAAAGAAAGCACGCCCAACUCCAGGUCUUAUUGGAGAGGGAAAGGGCGCGCCUUUGAGUAAGAACCAAAGAAAACGAGCACUCCAACUGGAGAAGAUGCGAAUACCCAUGAUCAUCUCCAAUCCAGAGUUCGCUUCCAACCCAUUCCAGACGAUACGCACUCACGCGCAAAACACUCUGUUGAAGCACGAACCAUCUCAGAAGCCCUCCGCUGAGGAAUGAAAACUGUCAGCGUGGUCUGUUGCCUCACGGCCCCCGCACCAUCCGUGGUUUCCUCGAGACGUGCCAUCGUCGUUGGAUACUGCACGUCAACCAGCCUCAUACUACUCCCUCGGCACCACAUGGGCAAACCUACGCGUUUGCGUGACGUUGAGAACACGGCGGUCCUAUGACCUCAAUGGAUUUCGUCGUCACACCAUCGUAGAGUUGGGCAGUGAGACAGUGACCCUCUAGAG